This is a messenger RNA of Drosophila miranda, 884 nucleotides long. Its product is annotated as vacuolar protein-sorting-associated protein 25. The transcript is spliced from 2 exons. Bases 76 to 600 code for a protein of 174 amino acids. Lineage: Eukaryota; Metazoa; Arthropoda; Insecta; Diptera; Drosophilidae. The record is from RefSeq and is a predicted model, not a curated record. Gene Ontology annotation, cellular component: ESCRT II complex. Gene Ontology annotation, molecular function: structural molecule activity; protein homodimerization activity. Gene Ontology annotation, biological process: protein transport to vacuole involved in ubiquitin-dependent protein catabolic process via the multivesicular body sorting pathway.
AAGUUUUCAUUAUACGAGACGCUAUAUCAACAGCUGUUUGAGAUUGUUCAUUAAAUUAAGUUAAAAUAAACAAAUAUGACUGAAUUCCAAUGGCCCUGGGAGUACACAUUUCCACCGUUCUUCACUUUGCAGCCGCACGAAGAAACCAGACAGCAGCAGUUGAAGGUCUGGACGGAUCUCUUUCUCAAAUACCUCAAGCAUACGAAUAAGUUUUCACUCAGCAUCAACGAACAGAGCUUGCCUCUAUUCCACAAUGAGUCUAUUCAGCGACGCCUUUCGCCGGAGCUCAUACUAGUGAUACUGGAGCAACUGCAGCGGAGUGGGCAUGCAACUGCUUUGGACAAACGUCGCCAGGAGUGGCAAGUGUAUUGGUACACGCUGGAGGCGUAUGGGAACAUGGUAUACGAUUGGAUACAGGAGACGGGCCAGACCAACAGCAUUUGCACCCUGUACGAAAUAGCUUCUGGCGAGAGCACCACUCAGAUGGAUUUCCAUGGCGUGGAUGAGUCAGUGCUCCUAAAUGCACUACGACUGCUGGAAGAGAAGGGCAGAUGUGAGCUAAUUGAGAUAGAUGGCAGCCAUGGUGUCAAAUUCUUCUAAGUGUUUUGUAAAUGUAUUCUCUCGACUGUGGCUUUUAAAAUGAACAAAAAAGAAAGCGUUGCCGGUCCCACAAAGAAUGACCAUUAAUGUACUAUGUACCCAUAUUUUAAAGUAAUAUCAAUAGACUAGUCGAUAUAUGUUAGCCAUAUCCAUCUGAAGAUAUACUGUCACAGGAAGUUCUUUUCAGCUUACUGCUUUCUUAAGAGAAUUUCCAUCGCAAUUUUUAAAGCAUAUAUAAAUGUAUCGAGAUGAAUGAAUGCACUUUCUAUAAAAGUGGACACAAA